Messenger RNA from Fraxinus pennsylvanica, 1917 nucleotides. The record is from the annotation of a GenBank genome assembly. NCBI's taxonomy places the organism in Eukaryota, Viridiplantae, Streptophyta, Magnoliopsida, Lamiales, Oleaceae.
AUGAUGGCGAAAGGGGCUUGGUGGUGGGAGAAGGUAUUGAGAGGGGUGCGGACUUUGUAUUUCAUGGCGACGAUGGUGGCAUCGCUGUUGCUUGUGUCUUUGCCGUUAGUGGUGGCGAUAGGUGAUGUGGUGGUGCCGUGCUUGCUGAUUCCAAGCUUCACAUGCGUUAAUUGCUACAGUUUUAGUGAGAAUUUGCAGAGAUACGCUUUCAAGAGCUCGCUUAUGGAUGUUCCUCUGGUCUCCAUAAUCAGAUCUCUUAUUAUUACCUGUGUAUAUUCAAUGUGCGAUGUCAUGAUGCUCUCACAGGGGCCGUACCUUGGAACUGUAACACUCUGCUCCAUCAUCUCAAUACUACUUCUCUCUCUCAAGGCUUGUCUUUUUGCUGUCAAUUCUCAACUUGAGGCAGAAGCGUCAACUUAUCUUUCAAGGCAGAGGCAGAGGCUCCAUUUGAAGAAGUCUUGGGGGAUGCCCGUCUUGUUUCUCUCAUCUGUCGUCUUUGCUCUGGGUCACAUUGUUGUAGCCUAUCGUACAAGCUGCAAAGCUAGGAGGAAGCUCUUGUUGCACCGUGUUGACCCAGAAGCCGCUCUUUCUUGCAAGAUGGUCUUCUCUGGCUACCAUAAGGUUCCGCGAUCGCCUACUCCAUCUGCUGGGAAAACUUUCAGAAGUAAUAGUGAAAUGAGGAGAAAAGGAUUAGGUGUUGCUCGUGAUGAUGGAGAACUUCCAGUUAGUUUACUUGCUGAAAAGGACAGCUUAUUCAUUUCUUGUAAAGGACUAAUGGUUCACUACAAGCUAAGCAUACCUGGAUCGCCUUCCUGUUCCUUAUCCUCCACUUCCUUUCUGGCUGCACCUGCAACAAGCAUUUCGUUGAAAACCCGAUGCACUAUCCACAGGAGCAUCAGUAGUCAAUUUCAUGUCAGUACCUCUCUCCAUACUCCUCUGUUAGAUGGUUCUCCAACAUCCCCAUUGUCUAAAGACAUGCCAAUUUCGAGCCCUGAUGAAACCGGCGAGGGCGAUGACAUGAGCAAUAUGAGAUCUCCAAUGUUGGAACAGGAUCUAGAAGCAAAUGGACACUUUGGAAUUGUGUUAGUGCAUGGUUUUGGAGGGGGAGUCUUUUCGUGGAGAAAUUUGAUGAGCAUUCUAGCUAGGCAGGUAGGCUGUGCAGUUGUUGCUUUUGACAGGCCCGGUUGGGGUUUGACGUCCAGGCCACGCCGUAGGGAUUGGGAGGAAAAUCAAUUGCCUAAUCCUUACAAGCUUGAUAAUCAGGUUGAUCUGCUUCUUUCUUUUUGUUUGGAGAUGGGAUUUUCUUCAGUUGUUCUAAUUGGCCAUGAUGAUGGAGGACUGCUUGCACUUAAGGCUGUGCAAAAAAUCCAAUCUUCAGCAAAUUCCAAGAGUAUUGAAAUAAAGGGAGUUGUAUUGCUGAGCGUAAGCUUGUCAAGGGAACUGGUUCCUGCAUUUGCAAGAAUUCUAUUACGCACUUCACUUGGAAAGAAGCAACUUGUCCGUCCUUUACUUCGGACAGAAAUUACUCAAGUUGUUAAUCGGCGUGCAUGGUAUGAUGCAACCAAACUAACAACUGAAGUCUUAAGCCUCUACAAGGCCCCGUUACAUGUAGAAGGUUGGGAUGAAGCACUUCAUGAAAUAGGGAAACUUUCAUGUGAGACUGUAAUCCCACCACCUAAUGCAGCUUCCUUGCUGAAAGCUGUUGAAGCAUUGCCAGUUUUGGUUGUUGCCGGGGCUGAAGAUGUCAUUGUCCCUCUAAAAUCUGUUCAAAUUAUGGCUUCUAAACUUGUAGAUUCUAGACUUGUAGCAAUAUCUGGUUGUGGCCAUCUUCCGCACGAGGAAUGUCCCAAAGCAUUGCUUGCUGCGGUAUCACCAUUCAUCAGUAGGCUUUUAGUAAGAACAGAAAUACAAAACUGA